AUGAAGUCCUCAUUUACUCGCGCGGCCACUUUGUUUACUGCGCUGGCGUCGGCAUCUCUACUUCCUUCUUCCUCGUCUUCUGAUGCAGUCGCCAAAGACAUCACGACUGUUGCUGGUACAACAGCCAUAGAUCCUAAUCACCUAUCGAUACAUUUCCAUGCUCCCUGUGAGGAAUGUUUUGACGACACAAAGGAUGGGGUGGAGCUCACCCUUGAGAUCGACUCUGCCGAAGAGGAGUGCACUAACACCCCUCCGCGUCUGAAUGGACUUCCUCUCAUUCCAUCGACAGUUGGUAAUGACGUUGCCAACGGUCAGAUUUCCUUUAUGUCAAAGUCUUCGGGUGGCUCAGCCGAGCGCGAGGUCAAUGCUUCUUGGGAGUCGACCUGUCUGAAGGGCGAAGCUUCCAUAAUCUCCGUUCGGUUCGAGGGUAUCGUCGGAAAUGAUCCCUUCAAAGAUACUUCUGGGUUCACCACCUCGUUCAAGCAAAAAGGUCAACCCACAGUCCUACGUCUUCAAGACAAACCUGUCGCCCAAAUUUCACAAAGUCUCUGUGACGGGUGGCUCCUAUCCGAGGAUCAAAAGCUUUCUAUCACCCCCAACACCUCCAUUCCCACCUCUUCCGUUGAAGCUUUAUUACAAGCCGAGCAUUCUCAGCUCGAAGAACUGAUGAACGAGAUGGGCGCUCUCCACGAAAAGAUACGCACUACAGAGGCGAAGAUUAUCUCUCUCCUCAAACAAGAGUUCAAAGCUUGCUCAAGCAUGAAAUGCUUGUGGGAUACCGCCAUGAGUGAAGUUCCCGCCAUUGCGAAGCUCAUCAGCUCUCACUUUUCCCAUCACAAGAAUCGACAUGGUGGUUGCAAAGAUGGCGAUGCACAAUCACCAUGUUCCGCAGAAGUUCAGGACAGCUUUGUUGUCGACAGCAGUUUACAACAAGAUGGUCCGGAGGAAGGGACUAUUGGACCUGAUCGCGUGGAAUUGCCCACAGUACCAGUAACCACCCGUACGCCACCUCAUGAAGUACAAGCAACUCCCGUUCCAAGCGCAGAAGAAGACGUUCGACCUCACUUUCCAUUCACGGGAGGAGACCAUCCUCCGUCUCGACCGCCUCAUGGUCCGCCUCCAGGAUUUCGUCCACCAGCGGGACAUCAUGGUCCGCCUGUCGAUUCCGGCCCGCAUAGCCACCCUCAUGGGCCACCACCGAAUUUCGCACCCAUCGCCCAUCAAGAACGGCGCGUUUUAGAAUACCGCCUAGGGCUGGCAAUCCUUCUUCUCGUUCUACUUGUCAUACUGUCCGGCCUAGUCAUCCGCGCAAUAGUCCUGUUCAGAGAUCCUCGACGAAGGGCAGAGCGCGCAGCCCGUUGGGAAGAGCGUCGAACUAAGAGGCUUUACCGCAAAGCCGCCUGCAAGCAUAAAUGGAGAACCUGGUGGAGAGGUUUCCGAAACCAAGGCACCAAUGACUACGAGGAGAAGCGAGAAAUGAUCCUUGAACAAGAAGGCCUUGAAGAAGAGGACAACGGAUUACAAAAGGAAAUCCGUACGCUUCAAAAUGCCUCCGAUUUCGUGAGAGAUCUAGUGCAGGCUGAAGAAGGCCGAGCGAGGCCGGGGUACCGCGGGCAUUGUGACCGGGAAGGAUUCGAACCCGCGGAGCUCGAUGCUGGCGUCGGGAGCAGUGGGAUUUCUGAUAUCGCCCCAUCAUACGUGACACCUCCACCUCGAUAUGAAGAAGAGCUUGAAGGAGAAAUAAUCAUCGUCGAAGACUUCCGAUAUACACCCAGCAACACGGAUUCCACUCCGGCGAGCAGCAUCAUUGACUGCAGCCCGAGGCUGAGUUUGGAGACCGGCAGGUCGACCAUUGUCACCAAAGAUACGAGCGAAUAG
Fonsecaea multimorphosa CBS 102226 is the source of this 1878-nucleotide messenger RNA. RefSeq lists its product as uncharacterized. The transcript has 3 exons. Lineage: Eukaryota; Fungi; Ascomycota; Eurotiomycetes; Chaetothyriales; Herpotrichiellaceae. The record is from RefSeq and is a predicted model, not a curated record. Bases 1 to 1878 code for a protein of 625 amino acids.